Caenorhabditis angaria is the source of this 579-nucleotide messenger RNA. The record is from the annotation of a GenBank genome assembly. Lineage: Eukaryota; Metazoa; Nematoda; Chromadorea; Rhabditida; Rhabditidae.
AUGAUUAAUAAUGUGGUAAGUUUUUUUCGUCUCAUGUUUAAAAAAAUUAUAUUCAAAAAUGUUCAGAGAAGCUCGUUAGUCUACCAACUUUUGAUCAAAGCUCAGGAAACAAUUUCAUGCAUUUAUUUUCUGCUCAUUUUUCUACUCUAUUGGUACAAAGGUUCAAUUCUACCAUAUCAGAAUUAUGUUCGAGUUAUGGAAUUUCUGAUUAUUAUUCCAUUUGUGCCCAUCGAAUAUUUGAGAAUUUCCUGGGGUUAGUUAAAGCCUCAAGAGGUGAAUUUUUCAAAACUGAAUAUCAUUACAGGUUCUCGUGGAAACAUUCUGGAAAGUAGUGCCUUCUUGCUCCUCUCUUCAUUUUUAGCAGUUCCCGUGAUUUUGAUCACAGUUUAUUUGACAUUUUUUCAAAACUAUGGUAAGGAUUUUCACCAGCUCAAACACAUUUUUCUUUAAUUUUCAGUGCUAUUCAUUGAAGAAAUUUUCUCCUAUAUUUUUGGAGGAUUUGUAAUUUUCGAGACAAUUUUGUCGUUUUCUUUGUCAAUUGCAUUCUCAUCAAGUUCCUCAACAACAAAUCUACAAUGA